Molecule: messenger RNA, 1463 nt
Organism: Gasterosteus aculeatus aculeatus (three-spined stickleback)
Lineage: Eukaryota; Metazoa; Chordata; Actinopteri; Perciformes; Gasterosteidae
Source: RefSeq, a predicted model, not a curated record
AGAUCAACCAAACCCAUAAAUAUCAGACGCAAAGAGAAGCAAGUGAAAUCUCCGUCUUCUAUCCUAAAUACAGAUUCAUUCAAACAGAUGAAUAUGAAGACGCUGGCGUUAUUCUCACUCAGCCUGGCAGUGGCUCUGGGAAUGUCACCACUUGCUCCUGGUGUGGAACAAAGCCCCGAGUUGAGUCCUGUGCUGGGAGACCUGCUUCCUGUGCAGGGUCAUGUGGUGGUGGAGGAACCUGCGCCACAAGUCAGGCCAGGAUCCGAGGAGAAGAAGGAAGAAUUGUCUCCGAAGCACAGUGGGGAAGUACUAGAGAUCCGGGAAAAGCCACAAGUUGGCGAGGAGCCAGGCGGCGAAGUAAGCGCAGAGAUUAAGAAAGAACCAGAUGUCGAAGCGGGGCCAGAUGUGAAGGAGGAUCUAGAGGCUGAGGUGGAGCCAGAAGUUCAUCUGAAUCCAGAGGUUAUGGUUAAAGUAAACGCCGAUGCAGAGCCGGAGGUUGAGAUGGCGCUGAUUGACCUUGAAGGGAAGCUUGAAACGGGCCAGGAUUUAGAAGAGAGGCACAUUGACAUGGAGGGAAAAUAUGGAAUGGGUGAGCCAAUCAUGGAGCUGGAACCACUGGAGGAAGACAGCAUGCAGUUUUCACAAGUGGAAAACCUUUUGAUGGCAGCGUUUCAGAAUCACAAUUCGGUCAGUCUCCCUCUCGCAAAUAGGAGUGAUAUUGAUUACGAAGAACCAAUCAUGGAGCUGGAGCCUGAAGAGGUCGGUCAGCAGGUCAUGCCACAGGCUAGUAUCGUGGAAGAAGGGGAGAAGCGGUCUUCAGUGGGUCUCCCAGAAAUGGAAGGUCACAAUAGUGUGGCAUUGAGAAAACAGCCAUUGAGGCAGGGAGUGAAAAACCCAGAAGAAACAAGACCAUCACCAAAUCAAGACAAUGAAGGGAAGAGCCAUUGUCCUGGUGUGCUGCUCCACGGGACGUGUUACCAGUUCUUCACGGGGCCAAAGACGGCCUCGGAUGCAGAGUUCUUCUGCCAGGAGCAUUUCGCCGCGGGACACCUGGCCUCCAUCACCAGCCAACGCAUCCACAGAGAGGUGAUGAACAUGAUGCUGCAGCAAAACGGAUUCCUCACUCGCACCUGGAUCGGAGGAUUACGAUAUUUAAAGACCGGCCGCUUUAUCUGGUUGGACGGAUCCCACUGGAGCUACGCUGACUGGCUGUGGGGGGAGCCCAAUAACACGUCGAAUCUUGAGGACUGUGUGGAAGUGCUGCCACGAGGGAAGUUCAAUGACUUCACAUGCUGGGAAGCUCAGCCAUUUAUCUGCUCCUACCCCUUUCAGUGAGUUGGCUGCUCAUUUGUGCAAUUUGAUGCAUGAUUGGCUGAAGGAAUUAAACAUAAAACAUUUUAUUCAAUUCAACGGGAAGAUCAGAACAACUAUAUAUCCUGUAAAUAAAAAAUUACUUCUAUUUA